AGGCCACUCCCGGUGCUCCCAGGAAUUAAGAAGAGUGGAGUAAUCCUCCUGAAGCUAUAGCCAGAGAAGAGCUCUAAUGGUUUAGUCCACCUCCACACCUCCUCCCCCACUGUCUCUUCAGUCGCCCUGUGUGCGCUCCUCCCUCUACAACACACCUUAUGCAAAUGGCACCAUUUUCAGUGGGCCCAGCAGGCUUUGUUUACACAGCCAUCCGACCACAGCCAGUUAGCUGCUCUGCUCCUGCAUUUGGAGGGAAGGACUCGACUGCUCCUUUACGAGGACCACGAGGGACUGUGACCACAAGUUUUGACUCUAGUCGGAGGCCACAAGUGUGGUGAACUUCUACACGAGUGGAGGUUAAAGGAACAUUUUGUCCUUCACUUUAGUUUGUAAAGAAGUUUUUGAAUCGAAUCCUCCACGCCUGUGCUUGAAGCUGAGUUUUCAUUGGACAAACUGGGACGUAUAGUUAAGAAACAGGAGAGGCGGCAACAUUUUCAAGACCAUACUGUCUCUUAAAGAGGCACAACAGAAAGAAGAAAAUAAGCUCGUCCAUAGUAAUUUUUUCUCCGGGACUAUUUGGUCUGGAAAGGCUGACUCUGCUGGGCUAUGCUGGAGUUAUCCCCAUUCAUUUGACAUCUGAUUGAAGUAUUGUGGAGAGUGAAAUCAACAUGGAGUGGGAGCAGAGGGACAGAGAGCCCUGUCUGUCCCCAGCAGCAUUUGUUAACCAGGUGCAAUACUCCAACAUCCUGGAAGGCCGCUUUAAACAGCUGCAAGAUGAGCGUGAAGCGGUUCAAAAGAAAACUUUCACCAAAUGGGUAAACUCUCACUUGGGCAGAGUCACCUGUCGCAUUGGUGACUUGUACACAGACCUGCGCGACGGCCGCAUGCUAAUCCGUUUGCUGGAAGUGCUGUCAGGAGAGCAACUGCCAAAGCCCACCAAGGGCCGUAUGCGUAUCCACUGCCUGGAAAAUGUUGACAAAGCACUGCAGUUCCUCAAGGAGCAGAAAGUCCACCUUGAAAACAUGGGGUCACAUGACAUUGUAGACGGGAACCACCGCCUCACUCUGGGUCUCAUAUGGACCAUCAUCCUGCGCUUCCAGAUUCAGGACAUCAGUGUGGAGACGGAGGAUAACAAAGAGAAGAAAUCUGCUAAAGAUGCCCUUCUUCUUUGGUGCCAAAUGAAAACUGCGGGAUAUCCUAAUGUCAACAUCCACAACUUCACCACCAGCUGGAGAGAUGGCAUGGCAUUCAAUGCCAUCGUGCACAAACACAGACCUGACCUGAUUGAGUUUGACAACCUGAAAAGGUCCAAUGCCCACUACAAUCUUCAAAAUGCAUUUAAUAUAGCUGAAAAGGAUCUUGGAUUAACCAAGCUCUUGGAUCCUGAAGACGUUAAUGUUGAUCAGCCUGAUGAGAAAUCUAUCAUUACAUAUGUGGCUACAUAUUACCACUACUUCUCUAAGAUGAAGGCUCUGGCAGUAGAGGGAAAACGAAUUGGCAAGGUUUUGGACUACGCUAUUGAAGCAGACCAACUGAUUGAUAAAUACGAGACGUUGGCUUCGGAGCUGCUGCAGUGGAUUGAGCAAACCAUAGUGACUCUGAAUGAUCGGCAGCUGGCUAACUCUUUGAGUGCUGUGCAGAAUCAGCUCCAGGCUUUUAACUCCUACAGAACUGUAGAGAAACCACCCAAAUUCACUGAGAAAGGGAAUUUGGAGGUUCUGCUGUUUACAAUACAGAGUAAGAUGCGAGCCAACAACCAGAAAGUAUACAUGCCAAGAGAAGGAAAACUCAUAUCUGACAUCAAUAAGGCCUGGGAAAGACUUGAAAAGGCAGAGCAUGAGCGAGAGCUGGCACUGAGGAAUGAGCUCAUUCGACAGGAAAAGCUGGAGAUGCUCGCUGCUCGAUUUGAUCGCAAAGCAGCAAUGAGAGAGACCUGGCUCAGUGAAAACCAAAGACUGGUAUCCCAGGACAAUUUUGGGACUGAUCUUGGUGCUGUUGAGGCAGCCACACGUAAACAUGAGGCUAUUGAGACAGAUAUUGGAGCGUACUGGGAGCGUGUCGCUGCUGUAGAAGCUGUGGCUAAAGAGUUAGAAGCAGAGAGCUAUCACGACGUGCGGCGUAUACUGGCAAGAAGAGACAAUGUGCUUCGACUGUGGGAGUACCUGAAAGAGCUCCUUGCUGCACGAAGGGAGCGGCUCAAUGCUCACCGCGACCUGCAAAGACUGUUUCAGGAGAUGCGCUACAUUAUGGACUGGAUGGCUGACAUGAAGGGUCGCUUACAGUCUCAAGACAGCGGUAAACAUUUACAUGAUGUAUUAGACCUGCUGCAGAAGCACACACUGGUGGAGGCAGACAUCUCUGCUCAGGCCGAGAGGAUCAAGGGAGUUCAGGCAGCAGCCACUCGGUUCACUUCCUAUGAACAAGCCUACAAGCCAUGUGAACCCGCUCUGGUGAGUGAGAAAGUGGAGCUGUUGGGUCGGGCCUAUGAGGAGUUGGGUCACCUUGCCGGAAUGCGGAAAGAGCGUCUUGAAGACUCACGGCGCUUGUGGCAGUUCAUGUGGGAUUUGGGAGAAGAAGCAGCAUGGAUCAGGGAGCAAGAGCAGAUCCUGGCAAGUGGAGACUGUGGGCGAGACCUUUCCUCUGCUCUUCACCUGCUCAGCAAACAUGAGGCUUUCAGAGAUGAGAUGGCUGCUCGCUAUGGACCGCUCAGUCAUAGUAUUUCUGCUGGAGAGGCUUUGGUGAAUGAGGGUCACUUUGGAGCACCAGAGGUCACAGAGAGAAUCCAGGACAUCCAGGCACAGUGGGCACAUCUGGAGGAGACAACCAAGCUGAGAGAGCAACGUCUGAAGGAAGCUGUGGCUUUGCACCAGUUUGAAGCAGAUGCUAAUGACAUGGAGGUAUGGCUCAUGGAGACUCUUCGACAAGUGUCCAGUCAGGAAGUCGGCCAUGAUGAGUUUUCUACUCAAACAUUGGCUCGAAAACAGAGGGAAGUUGAGGAAGAGAUCCAUAGCCAUCGCCCUCUGAUUGACUCUUUGCAUGAGCAAGCCCAGGCCUUGCCCCAAACCUACACAAGCUCUCCUCAGGUGGAAGGUCGCUUACCUGCGAUUGAACAGCGCUAUGAGGAACUAGAGAUUCUGUCUGCAGCCCGUCGUCAGGCUCUGGAGGGGGCCUUGGCCCUCUAUCGCAUGUUCAGUGAAGCUGAUGCCUGCCAGGUGUGGGUGGAGGAGAAAGAGCAGUGGCUACAUGGCAUGGAGAUCCCUACCAAACUAGAAGACUUGGAGGUAGUGCAGCAGAGAUUUGAGACACUGGAGCCAGAGAUGAACAACGUGAGCAGUCGGGUUGAUGAUGUGAACCAGGUUGCUGAACAACUAUUGAGCUCAGACAACUGCAACAAGGACCAAAUACACCAGACCAAAGACCAGCUCAACAACAGAUGGAAGGACUUUGAACAACUGGCUGGCCAAAAGAAACAAGCCCUGGACUCAGCACUUAACAUCCAGAACUACCAUCUUGAAUGUAAUGAGAUCCAGACAUGGAUGAAGGAGAAGACCAAGGUGAUCGAGUCGACACAGGGCUUGGGCAACGACCUGGCUGGAGUCAUGGCUUUACAGCGCAAGCUCACCGGCAUGGAGAGAGACCUGGAGGCCAUUCAGGGAAAAUUGGAUGACUUGGAAAAAGAGGCAGAAAAGUUGGCUACAGAGCAUCCAGAUCAAGCAGGGGAGACACAGCGAAAACUUGCAGAAAUUCAGGAAGUUUGGGAAGAACUGAACUCAACAAUGAAGCGGCGUGAGGAGUCACUGGGUGAAGCCAGCAAGCUGCAAGGUUUCCUCCGAGAUUUGGACGAUUUUCAAUCAUGGCUUUCCCGUACCCAGACUGCCAUAGCAUCAGAAGACAUCCCCACCUCUCUGCCUGAGGCGGAGAGUUUGCUAGCACAGCAUGAAAGCAUCAAGAAUGAGGUGGACAACUACAAAGAUGACUAUGAGAAGAUGCGUGCGGUCGGUGAAGAGGUGACUCAGGGUCAGACAGAUGCUCAGUACAUGUUCUUGGCCCAAAGGUUGCAGGCUCUUGACACAGGCUGGCAUGAGCUUCGUCGUAUGUGGGAGAACCACCACAGUCUCCUGGCACAAGCUUUUGAUUUUCAGACUUUCCUCAGAGAUGCAAAACAAGCAGAGGCUUUUCUCAACAGCCAAGAGUAUGUGCUGUCCCACACAGAGAUGCCUACCAGUCUUCAAGGGGCAGAGGAGGCUAUCAAGAAACAUGAGGAUUUCCUCACAACUACAGAGGCCAGUGAGGAGAAGAUAACUGGUGUGGUGGAGGCAGGACGGAGACUCAUUAACGACGGCAAUGCAAACUCUGAUAAGAUCCAGGAGAAAGUGGAUUCCAUUCAGGAAAGGCAUCUCAAGAAUAAACAGGCUGCAAAUGAGUUACUGUCCAAGCUCAAAGAUAAUCGAGAGCUUCAGCACUUCCUUCAAGAUGGACAAGAAUUGACAUUAUGGAUCAAUGAAAAGAUGCUAACCGCUCAGGACAUGUCAUAUGAUGAAGCUAGGAAUCUUCACAGCAAAUGGCAGAAGCAUCAGGCUUUUAUGGCAGAGCUGGCGUCCAACAAAGACUGGCUGGAUAAAAUUGAUAAGGAGGGCCAGGCUCUUGUAGCUGAAAAGCCUGAGCUAAAGCCUGUAGUUGAGCAGACUCUGGAGGAUCUGCAGAAACAGUGGGAGGAGCUGGAGAGCACCACUCGCACCAAAGCACAGUGCUUGUUUGAUGCCAAUAGGGCAGAACUUUUCACACAGAGUUGCUCAGCCCUUGAUGUCUGGCUUAAAAACCUAGAGGGUCAGCUGCAAAGUGACGACUAUGGAAAAGAUUUAACCAGUGUUAACAUAUUGCUCAAAAAGCACCAGAUGUUGGAGCAUCAGAUGGAGGUCAGAGAGAAGGAAGUGCAGUCUUUGCAGACCCAGGCCCAGGCACUCUCCCAGGAAGAUGCUGGACUUGUGGAAGUUGAUGGACAACAAAGAAGAGUAACUGAUAGCUUUGCAAUGCUCCAGGAGCCUCUGAAGCUGCGCAGACAGCAGCUGCUGGCCUCCAAAGAAGCUCAUCAGUUCAACAGAGACUUGGAGGACGAAAUUCUGUGGAUAAAGGAGAGAAUGCCAUUGGCAACAUCUUCAGACAAUGGAAAGGACUUGCCCACAGUACAACUGUUAAUCAAGAAGAAUCAGACCUUACAGAAGGAGAUACAAGGCCAUCAGCCGCGCAUUGAUGACAUCCACAAACGAGGCCAGACUCAGAGCCAGGUGGACGGGGAGAGGCAGUCUGUGCUCACCGAGCGUCUCACUGAGCUGAAGGAGCUGUGGGACCAGCUGAUGGCUGAGACCGACAAUCGUCAUGUACGUUUACUUGAGGCCCACCGCGCCCAACAGUUCUACGCUGAUGCUGCCGAAGCAGAGGCUUGGAUGGGAGAACAGGAGCUGCAUAUGAUGUCUGAGGAAAAAGCUAAGGAUGAACAAAGUGCAUUAGUAAUGGUCAAGAAGCACCAGAUUUUGGAACAGGCUCUUGAAGACUACGCCCAGACUAUUCACCAACUCGCCAACAGUAGUCGCCUCAUGGUCACAAGUGAGCACCCAGAAAGUGAGCGAAUAACGCUACGUCAAGCACAAGUGGACAAGCUGUAUGCAGGGUUGAAGGAUCUGGCUGAGGAGCGGCGUGGUCGGCUACAGGAGAGGUUACGACUGACGCAGCUGAAGCGUGAGGUAGAUGACCUGGAGCAGUGGAUUGCUGAGAGAGAAGUGGUUGCAGGCUCUCAUGAACUUGGACAAGACUAUGAACAUGUCACUAUGUUAAGAGACAAGUUCCGUGAAUUUGCCCGGGACACCAGCACUAUCGGACAGGAGCGCGUUGAUGGAGUGAAUGCUCUGGCAGAUGACCUGAUAGAGUCGGGCCACCCUGAAAACGCCAGCGUGGCCGAGUGGAAGGACGGACUGAAUGAGGCCUGGGCUGACCUUCUGGAGCUCAUCGACACACGGACGCAGAUGUUGGCUGCUUCAUAUGAGCUCCACCGCUUCCACCAGGACGCCAUGGAAGUACUUGGACGAAUUAAAGAGAAGAAGGAGGCUCUCCCCUCAGACCUGGGACGUGAUCUGAACACAGUGCAACACCUACAUCGACAGCACAACACCUUUGAAAAUGACAUCCAAGCUCUAAGUGGACAGGUGAACCAGGUGCAAGAUGAUGCUGCACGGCUGCAGAAAGCCUACGCUGGGGAAAAAGCGGAGGAUAUUCAAAAGAGUGAACAUGCAGUCACCUCUGCAUGGGAGGGUCUUCUCGAGGCUGGAAAGUCUCGCAGGCUCCUUCUGCUGGACACUAUUGAGAAGUUUCGCUUCUUUAACAUGGUGCGAGAUCUGAUGCUGUGGAUGGACGGUGUGAACUUACAGAUAGACGCUCAUGACAGCCCAAGGGAUGUGUCUUCUGCAGGACUUGUUAUUGCUAAUCAUCAGGACAUCAAAUCAGAAAUAGAGGCCAGAGCAGAUAGUUUCACUGCCUGUAUUGAUAUGGGAAAAGCUCUUAUUAACAAUAAUCACUAUGCAUCAGAUGAGAUAAGGGAAAAACUGAAUCAGCUCCAAGAAAAGAGAGACAAGAUAAACAAUAAGUGGCAAGACAAGAUGGACCAUUUACAAAUUGUGCUGGAAGUGUUGCAGUUUGGACGUGAUGCGUAUGUAGCAGAGUCAUGGCUGGCAGGGCAGGAGCCUCUUGUGCGCGCAGCUGAACUUGGGUCAAAUGUGGAUGAGGUCGAGAGCCUUAUCAAGAGGCACGAGGAAUUUGAGAAACUAGCAGCAUCGUGGGAGGAACGAUUUGUUUUAUUAGAGAAACUCACUACACUUGAGGAAAAAGAGCUCCAGAGAAGGCGAGAGGAAGAAGAGAGAGCAAGGCGACCCCCCACACCUCCUCCGGUAGAAGCCCAGUCCGAGGCAGAAAGUCAACCACACGAUUCUGCUGCCAGAACAAGUCUGGACCAAACCACUCUGAACCAGUCUGUAUCUGUGAAUGGGGUACACAGCGACAAUGACACUUCUCAGGGCUCAGAGUCCGAGUCUGUGAACGGACCUGGUCGGGACAGUGGACUGGCAUCAUCGCGGCUGGAACCUUCUGCAACGUUACCAAGCAGAGGAGCGGCUGAGUCCGAGCCAGAGGCCAUGGAGGGCAUGCUGUGUCGGAAACAAGAGAUGGAAUCCCACAACAAGAAGGCAGCCAGCAGGUCGUGGCAGAAUGUGUACUGUGUCGUGAGGAAAGGAAUGCUGGGCUUCUAUAAAGAUGGAAAAAGUGCUAGUAACGGCAUUCCUUACCAUGGAGAGGUGCCCAUAAGCCUUGGAGACUCGGUAUGUGAGGUAGCACACGAUUACAAGAAGAGGAAACACGUGUUCAAGCUCAGGCUGGGAGAUGGAAAAGAGUACCUGUUCCAAGCAAAGGAUGAGGCAGAGAUGAGCUCCUGGAUCCACUCCAUCCACACUUCCAUUCCACCGGCUGCAGCGGACUCGCCCUGUGGUCCUAAGGUUCUGAGCCGGGCCAUGACAAUGCCCCCCAUAUCCCCAAGUUCAGGCGAAGCCGGAGGCGUCACCAUGCGCAACAAAGAAGGCAAAGAGAAGGAUCGAGAAAAGAGGUUUAGCUUCUUUGGCAAAAAGAAGUAGAACAUUUGUAUAAUCCUUGGAUGCUACAGCGUCAAAAUUUUAACAAACUGAACAUGCAGAAAGUACCGAGGUUUCUCUCACGCAGUGCUCUCAGUGGAGAUCCAGACAGAAGAAUUUGCCGACAGCUGCUGUAUGUGGCUCACAGAACAUUUUCUUUCAGUUUGAUUCUUCCCUUUUGCAGGAUUUAUGUGUCAUCUUUAUGUUAGCACAUAAUUUUCAUCACAUUUACCUGUGCCGUUUAGUGAUAACCUCCUGAUUUAUUUACCUUUAAAGAUCUAAAUGACCUUUCAACUGCUGCAUGAAAGGUCAUUGAUGACCUGUUGGGGGCUCUUCACUGUGGGGCACAUCGUAGUUUUACUUGCUAUCAUUUAGGGAAGGAUCAGCAGUCUAUUUUGAUAUUGAUGUUAUUAUUCUGACCAAUAAUAUUGCUGUUGUUAUUUUUAUUUAUCUUUUGGUUUGAAAAAUAAACUAAUGACUUUGACCGUAGAUAAUCUUGAUUCAUGUUGUGCAAAAAACACAUCUGGAUACAUUAGCAAAGGAUGUUUUGGCUUGCCCCUUGUACGUUUUAAAAAAUAAUGUUAUUUUAUUAUAAUUUUUUUUUUAAAUUUUUUUUUAGGAAAGCCAGUUCAUGAGGUUUUAAGAGAAAAGCUCUUUUAUUUCUAGGUGUGUGCAGUAAGUGACCAUGAAAUUUACUGAGAAACACAAUACCAUAUAGUAUAUUUAAUUAAGUGUUUAUUAUUUUUAUUUCACUUGCUUAAACCUUGCCUUUAUUUUUUGUCAUUUCCUUUUUCCAGCUUAAUUAAUGACUUUUAGUGUACAAAGCAGAGGGAUUAGUUUUCUAGUGUGUGCGUGAGAGAGUUGUGGUGCUGUGAAGUUUGCACGUUUAUGUUUCAAUGGAUCAAAUAUGGCCAGAUGGACGCUGUUUUUUUCUGCGCGCAAAUGCAGACGAACUCAGAAAGCCCUACUUGUAUUUUUGGAAUUGAUAUUGUUCUUUGCUUUUGAUUUCUUAACGAUACAAUUGGUGAUGUUUCUCAUAUUUCUGUUCUCGAUCAUUAAAGUUGAGGGCAGAGUGGACUCUAGACUAAUGCUGAAGCACACUGUCUGAUGGGGAGAGGAGCAGUGAUGGGACCGGCAGUACAGAAUGUGAUGUACUGAGCCUUACUUGAACCCACUACACAAAAUCACACCUUUGCCCCAGCCUCCAUUCAUACUGCCCUUAAAGAAGUUUCUUAUAGAGAGAAAAAUGUCAAUUGUGCCCUGUGGCAAUGAUCUAAUGUAUGUCAGGGAUUCAGGUUCAAACUGCAAAGUGAGAUGUUAAAAUGUGACAGAGGAAGACUCUUUUUUCUUUUAAACAUUUGUUGUGCUAAUUUGUGGCAUGAUUUUAUAUAGGUUUAUAUUUCUGUGUUUUAGCAUUACUAUACCACUGGGUUGGUGUACAUGGACAACCCAAGUCUAAAACACAUACAAGGCAGGGCUGAUGCAUACAAUUUAUAAAAAUCAAUGUGCUGGUCAGAAUUAACGGGCAACAUUUAUAAUUAUAAAAAAAAUAUAUACAUAAAUAUUUUUAAUCAAAAUGUACCUUUAUAAUUUAACACAGGCAUUUACAAAUUUAUGCAAUUCAUUCACUAAAUAUGACUGUACAGAUCCAAAAGCCCAUUGUGUUAAGAGUUAUUACGUGGAAUGUGCACAAAGUUCUGUAAACUAAAAUGUUGGAUUACAAAUGUACUACCAAAUGAAUGUGUCCCCACUGGGACAGCCAAAUACCCCCAUUAAAUAUCAGAGCAUGGACAAAGUUAAUAGCACUUGAUGUUUUAAGGCGUUCUUCAGGUAGAUAUGUUGUCUGUGACACUUUGAUUUUGGUUUCUGGUGUCUAGCUUGAGUUAAAUGGACUGAAACUAAACUACAAUGUGAAUAGAGUCAUUGCAUACAUAGGUGAGCCAAUGCAGUUCAUGUAAAUUGUGCACAAUUUUGAAUGGAGGCAUGUUUAGUCCAAGCCAAUCACCUUUUUAGAACAAUCACCAAUCUCAGAAGAGAACCAGUUAAUAUCAAGAGUUUAAGUUGACAUAGUGUAUUUUCUUACCUGCUCACUGGAAUGUGAAGGACUCCAAUUAGUUUGGCCAAAUUGGUCACCUGAGGCAAAAAUGAUUAUCCUUUCACAAACUCUCAUUCACUGCUGCACGUUAAUGGCACUGUAUAUUUAACACAGUUCUACUCAGUUUUUCUGGCAACCUGGUUUUGUGCAACUGUCAUCGUCUGGCUAUACAAUGGUGUUGCAUUUGGUACUCUAUAAGAAUAGCACUGUGCUGUUAUUAAGCUUUGACCAUUAAAUUAACCUAUUUUGCUGAUAACCAUACUUUUAACUUAUUGAAGAACUUUUAUUUGUAAGUAUUCAAUAUGGGUAAACAGGGACUGGUAACAAGUUGAGCUUCCUUUUAUAGAAGGCAAGAGACUAGUCAUCAGAUUGGAGUUUUUUAUUUUUACAUCUAGUUGUCGGUCUUGCAGCAUUUGAUAAAUCUGUCAACCUACCUUCAAAUAUUCUCAAUGCUUUUGAUGAAUGUCUGUUUCUCCCUCUGUAAUUCAGAGAUGUUAUUGCCACUACAGUUAAUUACUAUUAUUAUCAUUAUUGCUACUGUUGUUACUAUUACUACUACUGUUACUAAUGCAACUUAUUGCAAAAAGUAUAACUUCUGUCCAUUUUCAGGUACGUGUCUGUUAUACCAGACCGCUUCCACACGAUGUCAGUGUGCUGUGGAGCAUUUUCAUUACAAAUUGGAAAAUGUUUGUUGACUUGUGUAUCGACAUCUAUUAUUAGGAAUAAUAAAAUAUGGUUUAAUCAAAUAA
Periophthalmus magnuspinnatus is the source of this 10514-nucleotide messenger RNA. RefSeq names its product spectrin beta chain, non-erythrocytic 1 (gene sptbn2). The record is from RefSeq and is a predicted model, not a curated record. Gene Ontology annotation, biological process: actin cytoskeleton organization. Gene Ontology annotation, molecular function: structural constituent of cytoskeleton; actin filament binding; phospholipid binding. Lineage: Eukaryota; Metazoa; Chordata; Actinopteri; Gobiiformes; Gobiidae. Gene Ontology annotation, cellular component: cell junction; spectrin; cortical actin cytoskeleton. Bases 669 to 7673 code for a protein of 2334 amino acids. The transcript is spliced from 38 exons.